ACAACCAUGAGCUCAGCCCAUCAAAAGGCAAGCAUUUUAGAUGCAAUAAGGGGAUUUCAUUGGGGGUGAGGAGAACACUUAAGGUGAAUGAUCAUGCAGGAAUAAGGGUGCAUAAUAACUACACAAGUAUAGUAUAGGAAUAUGGUGGAGUUAAGAACAUGAGAUUUAAUGAGCGAGAUUGUCAAAAUUACUUGGAUCACCAAAGACAGUUGUGGAUUGCUAAAGGUGAUGGCGAGGCCAUUUGGAGGUACUUUAAAGUCUUGAAAAGUCAAAGUUCGAACUAUUUCAGUAGGAUAGAAGUGGAUGCGGAUCGUCGUCUCAAUAGCUUGUUCUGGGUUGAUGGCCAGACCAGAGCAGCAUACCAAUACUUCGAUGAUGUUCUUCCGUUUGAUACAACCUAUCUUACCAAUAGGUAUGACAUGUCAUGUGCUGCAUUUUCUGGAGCAAACAACCACAGCCAAACAAUAAUGCUUAGUUGUGGGUUGAUAGCUAAGUUGUGGGUUGAUAGCUAAUGAGACAGUUGAAUCAUUCGUGUGGCUGUUUUCUGCUUGGCUUGAGUGCAUGAGGGCAAAAACCAAAGGGGAUCAUCAUUGAUCAGUGUAAAGCCAUAAGGAACGCAGUGUAGAUGGUGUUUCCAAGAAAAAGGCAUUGAUGUU
This is a messenger RNA of Rubroshorea leprosula, 656 nucleotides long. Lineage: Eukaryota; Viridiplantae; Streptophyta; Magnoliopsida; Malvales; Dipterocarpaceae. The record is from the annotation of a GenBank genome assembly.